AGAAUACACAGCCUCACCAAUACACUGUCAGCAACUUAACCCUGAUGUGUUUAGCAGUACGCCAUUAUUAACCUGUUUCGCCGUUUGUGAGAAUUUUGUGUGACCUUGUUGCUGUUGGCUAAAGCACUCAGGUUAAUGAGCUGCUGUCCUUGAGAAACACGAAAGACACUCAGCAUCGACGUGUCUCUGUGUCGCGGAUUAAACAGUGGCGGUUUUAUGGGCGUGCGCACACUGAGGAGGGCACUAUGAUAGGUCGUGUCGGAGGGUGGAGAGAUGGUGUGAAGAUAUGACCCGGCACUGCUGAAUGAACGCGUCUUCUCCGAAAAUACGUCCAGGUGUAGACCGAUCAAAUCGCCAUGAACGGCACCAAACUCUGCCUUCGACUGCAACGCCGGUAUUAUUCGGCCAGUCUGAGGGCUACAUACCACAGGACUCUGGACAGGAUCGAGCUAAUGCUCCCGCCUAAACUAAGACCUCUGUACAACCAUCCAGCAGGGCCAAAGACGGUUUUCUUCUGGGCGCCUGUCUUUAAAUGGGGUCUGGUUGUUGCUGGGUUUUCUGAUCUGACCCGCCCACCAGAAAAGCUGAGCCUUUCCCAGUCGUGUGUUAUUACAGCCACAGGCUUUAUUUGGUCACGGUACUGCUUGGUGAUCAUUCCCAAGAACUGGGCACUCUUUGCAGUAAACUUCUUCCUGGGUUUGUGUGGAAGCACCCAGCUCAUCCGAAUCUGGAGGUACAACCAGGAGUUAAAGCUGAGAGAAGGUGGAGUGCAACAUGAAUGAAAUUGACUGGGUACAAUGAUAAUCUAUGAGAGAGAGGAGGAGAGAGAGAGGGGGAGAGAGAUUAAUUACUUGAUUGAUUACUGGCUUAUGGCAUGUUGUAAAUGUUAUAUCGCAGAACGGUUUCCUUUUUGGUUACUGAAAAUGCCAUGAAUCAGUAAUUUUGCGCAAAAAUGUUAUGACACACUUUGUGACCCAAUAAAAGGUUAUAUUAUAAAAUUAAAAUGGAUGUUGUUCAUAAUCAAACAUAUUUACUGAAUGUACUGAAAAUCACUGUAUUCAGAUCAAACUUUCAGUGCUAAAUAAUUUAGGAAUUUACCACAAAUUGUAAAAAUACUGCAAAACUGUAGUCUGAAUCUGUGUUGUCUAUAUAUUGGACUGCAGUAAUUUGGUGGUCAGUUUUUUUGCACUUAUGACAUUGAUCAUGAUUAAAUUAUGUGACCUGUUAAGAUAUGCUGUAGAGCUAAUUUAAAUUAUUACAUUUAGUUGUUAAUUAUUAAAAUUUUAAUUGUUUGUGUCCAUUCUUUGUUGUUUAGACUAUUUUGAAUACAUUUUAAAGUAAUUGCACAGUUACUGGCCUCAUAUUGGCCUUUAUGGACAACAACAGGAUGUGAUUUCAGUGCUCACAUUAGUUUUUUUUUUUUUUUUUUUUUUGACCUUUCCUUCAUUGUAGGAUAAUGAUAAACAUAUUUCAGGUUGAAAGUCUUGGGCGAUGGCUUCCAAUUACAGGAGAGAGAUUUACCUGCCAAAAGACUACGCAUUUCUGUUUGUUCAGAAAGGAGUUUAAACUUACAGUCUGUAAAUCAGACCUUCUUUUAAACAUGCAUAUAACACAACUUGUAUACAGACGAAGGGGGAAAAAAGCAUGCAAUAAGAUGAUGAACCACCACAAGUCACUAAAACAGCUUCAGUGUAACUUGGCAUAGAUAUAGCAUAUGAUUUACAUAGUUGUCAUACUCCUCAUACCAUUCAGUGACCCCUCAUGCCAUGUGGGUGAGGGCAUCGUCACCCAUUCAUUUCAGGAUAGAAAUGUUUCAUCAGUAGGAGAUGAUGCUUUAUAUUUGUAUGGAAGCAUCAUUUCCACUCAUUUCAGUUUUUUUUUCCUUAAAACUUUCACCAUUUGUAGAUAACAUGCAUCUGUGAAUUCAUUGUGAUACACAGUGAUGUUAGGUUAUUGUUCACAGGGAGAGUUAACUAAAUCUUCAUUGUUAAUUUUGUGUGACUGCUUGAAGCUUAGUACAUUCUAAGUGCUGCAAUAAUAAUACAGUAAUAUAGAUUUCAGACAGUUUGACAGUGACGAAUUGCUGCUGUCAGAACAAAACCUUGUGUCUACAUUUUUGUCCUGUUUCAGCUUUUGAUACAAUUUAAAAAUCCCUGUUGCCUUUGACAUUGUAAAUUUUAUGAACAGCUAAAAAAAAGGCUCAGAAUGACUUGGAAAAAUGUCUGUAUACAUUGACUUUGCGUUGAAAAAAGUAUAAUAAAGUAUGAAUGUAUAAUAAUAAUAAUAUUUUUUUUUAAGUAUUCCUGUAAAUGAUCAGUUUGGAGAUACAAGGUUUUAUUCCAACAGCAGCAAAAUAUUGAUCAGUACAUUUUGUUUUGCUUGAAUCUGUUGUUUGGUGUGUAUUGUAUGGAUGCCUCCAUGAGUACCUAAAUAAAAUAAUUCUUUGCAUUCCCA
Pygocentrus nattereri (red-bellied piranha) is the source of this 2454-nucleotide messenger RNA. RefSeq names its product mitochondrial pyruvate carrier 2a (gene mpc2a). Gene Ontology annotation, cellular component: mitochondrial inner membrane. NCBI's taxonomy places the organism in Eukaryota, Metazoa, Chordata, Actinopteri, Characiformes, Serrasalmidae. The transcript has 5 exons. The record is from RefSeq and is a predicted model, not a curated record. Gene Ontology annotation, biological process: pyruvate import into mitochondria. Gene Ontology annotation, molecular function: pyruvate transmembrane transporter activity. Bases 357 to 782 code for a protein of 141 amino acids.